GAGAUUAAUCUUCUUGUCGGAAAACUUGAAUCUCCUCCUCUUCUGGCAACCAGCUCAGUCUAGUGGCUGAGAGCCCCGAGUGAGCAGCUCUGUGCCCUCUGCUCCGCAAGACAGGGAGUCCUCUCCAGGGAGCGCAACCAGUCUAACUAACCCCCACCCACCCCCGCCUUUUCUCUCGGAUCAAGGACAUCCCUCUCCCAAACUCUCGCCGGGAAAGGGGGCCAUGUGCCCGGGCUCCAGCUCCCCGGGCGACCCGGAGACGGGCUGGUUAAGACAGCGUCUGGGGCAGUGCCCGACGCUCUGAGCCCACUCCGCCUGCAGCCUGGGGGAAGGGGAGAUCGAGGGAGGAGGGGGGGAGAUCACGCCCCUCUCUAUCUCUGUCUCACUCAGCCCCUUCCCCCUCUGAUCAUGGACUACAUCUUCCGCAAGAGGAAACUCCUGAAGACACUGCUGAGCUUGUCGCUGUUCUUCGCCGCCCUGGCUCUCCUCCAGAAACUCAAACUGGGGGAUGGCCUGAGCCCGGCCGCGGGGCUGCGGGGGGAGGCCUCCGCCGGCGGAGGAGGAAGAGGAGGUGGCAGGAGGCAGCUCGAGGUGGCGGUGGGGGGCUGGCUGGAGGCCGACAACAUCUUCUCCCGGAGCGGAGCUGCCAGUAACGGGAGUGUCGGGGGCGCGGCAGCUCCGGGGGCCGAGGAGGCACAGCUCGGUCCCUCAGGGGGCUUGGCGAAUCUCAGCAGCCCGGCUCCGGCCUGGGAGGUAACGGUCACCGAGUGCAGCCCGAACGCCUCAGUGCGGAGCCUGCCCUGGUUCUCGGGGCUGGACAGCCGCUUCCAGCAGUACGUCCUUUACCGGCACUGCCGCUAUUUCCCGCUGCUGCUCAACCACCCGGAAAAGUGCCGGCCGUCGCCGGGAGGAGAGCGGGAGUCCGGGUCGCCCCACCUGCUCAUCGCCGUCAAGUCGGUCAUUGAGCAACACGACCGCCGGGCGGCCGUGAGGAAGACCUGGGGCAGGGAACUCACCGUGGGCGGCCGCAGCAUCAGGACCGUCUUCCUGCUGGGCACGCCGGCCGCCGGCAAAGACCGGAGGAACCUGCAGAAGCUUCUGGAAUACGAGGACCGUCUGUACGGCGACAUCUUGCAGUGGGACUUCAUGGACACCUUCUUCAACCUGACCCUCAAGGAGGUCAACUUCCUCAAGUGGUUCGACAUCUACUGCCGCGGCACCCGCUUCAUCUUCAAGGGCGACGACGACGUCUUCGUCAACACCGAGAACCUUCUGGAAUUCCUGGCGUCGCAGAGCGAGGGGCCGCGGUGCGAGAACCUGUUCGCGGGCGACAUCAUUUCGCGCGCGCUGCCCAUCCGCAACCACCAGAGCAAGUACUUCAUCCCCAAGCAGCUGCACGACCGGCCGUAUCCGCCCUACGCCGGCGGGGGCGGCUUCCUCAUGGCGUCGGCCCUGGCCCGCCGGCUGCUCGUGGCCUCGGAGGGCAUCGAGCUGUACCCCAUCGACGACGUCUACCUGGGCAUGUGCCUGCAGAAGGUCGGCGUCAAGCCGCAGCUGCACUACGCCUUCAGGACGUUCGGCAUCGUCAAGCGCCGGGUCAGUCCCAUGAACAGCGACCCGUGCUUCUACAAAAAUCUGGUGGUCAUCCACAAACUGAGCCCCGAGGGGUUGCUCCGUAUGUGGGACACCGUCCACAACUCGACUCUUGUCUGUGCCAAGAAAUUUUUCGUCAAUUUGAACGAGUAACCUCGAUGCUUUCUCGCGGAUCCUGAAGGAGCGAAUCAUUGAGCCUGUGAAAUCUGCUUGAUGUUGUGAAGAGAGACCUACUAUGAAUGACACCGAUAUUAAACUUAACUGAGCUAAGGUACUUUAUAGAAUAGACAUUUACAAAAAAAAACUGCUGUAUUUUAGCACACACUACAUUGUUUAAACUCUAUGUAUAAAGUUGCACUCCCCUCAGCUUUCGUAUCUACAGGUGAUUCAACUGGAGACCAUAAUUUCCUUUCUUACACGUUUUUGUGUGUAACGAAUUUUUUUGGGGGUAGGAAACAUCGAAUACGUUUUACAGAAUUAAGGUAGUAACUUUUACCCCUUUGUUCCUCCUCUCCUGAAAGUAUUUUUAUUUGUAGGGAUGAAAUUUAGCCUGUGAUAACAUGCUCAAGUGGCUUGUUCAUAUUUUAGUGAUGGGAUGUUGAGUAAAUGAAUGUACUAGUAACUGAACCCAAGAAUGCAGAACCUGAUAAAGAUCAAAAGAGGAAGCCUGGCCUGGGGCGAUGAGCCGCGCCUAAAUUGACAUCGAAUAAACUAACGAACUUUAGAUACAAUAAAUAGAAGAUGUAACUUUUCUGGUCUGAUUCAGCUACCAUUGGUUACUUCAGCAAUAGAAACAGAUGCGGACUUUAGAAUGGCAUAAUAAAGCAGAAAUGAUAGUACCGUCACAAAAAAAUACUGACAGGAGGAAAGAAAAACUAAAAUAAAACCUGAAUAAAUCUAUUCUGUGAACUGUUUUUGAGUGACUGCAUUAAACUGGGGAAACUCUAAUGUGCAAACUAUUAGUUUAAUUUUUCAUUUUCCCACCACCAUCUCCCAACCCCUAACUAAAUAAAAAUGUAGUUUAUGAGUUGAUCAUUGAAGUUAAUUUGUGCACAGCUGAAAUGCCCGAGAUGCCAAACACAAGAAUUAUGGAGCAAUGGGAGCUCUAGUUGUCAGUCUGCUCCACAUCCAAUUCCAAACCCGAGCUUGGGUUGAAGUUGUUGUUUGAAAUGACUAAUGCCAGUGUAAUUUCUGGGUCAUCUAACCUUGAUAGGGGGAAUUAGGAAAUCCAGAAUAAUGUUUUAUUUCAAAAUUGGCUGUUUUCAGUAAAUGGAACUUGGUGCAACAAUCAUUUGCAUUUAAGAAUCUGGUACUUGGUGCUGAUAUGGACUGCACCUCCUCCAGUAGGCAUCGAGAGUAUUGAUGGUGGGGCUGCCAAGAUUUACUGAUGAAUGAUGGAUCUGGCCAGGUGGCCUCUACAAACAGUGGUGCUUUUAAUCUCUGGCAGAAUUUAGGGCAAUACUGGGCUCAGCAUUGAUUCUGCUGCUGAUGUAUAAUCCCAAUUAGCCCAGGAAUUUCAGGGCUACAUAAAUCUAAUGUAGGUUUUGGUCAUAUAUGUUUACAGUACAAUGGAUUUAGAGGAAAAAACAUGGUGAGAAAGUGAAAUAAUUUCCUUUUUGUGUACUGAUUCAUCAUUUAAGAUACCCCUAGUUAUUGAUCUGACAGCAAAUCAAACUCUUUAAUUUCAUGAUGUAAUCAUGAAUAUACAAUAUAUCCUUCCAGAUAUUAAUAUAUUUGAUUAAAAAUUAAGAUGUGAAGUACUCGAGAGGCUAACAUUGCAUAAAAUGACCCUCUCACCUGAUAGUCAGGGCAGCUAAUUUCUGCUUAACUUGAUUCAGAUGCUGCUCAGUGUUCCUAAUGAAGGAGCCAUGAAAUUGCUGAGGUGCAUGGUAUUGAAAAUCCUUGCUGCCAACUCCAUUGUACUCCGUGGCUUCCAUUCCUCAAGGAAAACCUUAUAAAGCAUUCCAUAUUGAGGCAUGUGUGCUAGGAUGUCAGUAAUAGGAUUUAACUCCAUGAUCUCCAGCCCACGGCUGAGGUACCAUCUGAAUGACAGCUGAUUUCAAAAUGGCAACUAAUAUAAGAGAGAAAUGGAAUAUGCAAACGUGACUGGUGUGUAUUCGAUAGACAUGUGUUCCUUGCCUAUACGUAUAUGGUUAGUUUUUAAAAUAAGGGUCUUAAUAUUUAAAACCAAUUAUGUCUUCUGAAAUCCAGAUUGUUUUUUGAUAAAAGCAAUGAAAAUAAUUUGUAUGAAAUUUUUCUUUUAGUUGAAGUGACAUUUGAUAUUGGAAAUGGUUUGAAAAUUUUGCCAAAAUAAAUAAAUUGAAAUGUACAUUAAAAUAUAACCAAUAAAAAGUUUUAAAGACAA
Hemiscyllium ocellatum (epaulette shark) is the source of this 3958-nucleotide messenger RNA. It is a transcript of the gene b3gnt7l, whose product is annotated as UDP-GlcNAc:betaGal beta-1,3-N-acetylglucosaminyltransferase 7, like. Gene Ontology annotation, cellular component: membrane. Gene Ontology annotation, molecular function: hexosyltransferase activity. Lineage: Eukaryota; Metazoa; Chordata; Chondrichthyes; Orectolobiformes; Hemiscylliidae. The transcript has a single exon. Bases 409 to 1746 code for a protein of 445 amino acids. The record is from RefSeq and is a predicted model, not a curated record.